AUGCAGAGGGCGGACGUGCCUCUGCUUGCGGCGAUAGCAGCUCCUGCCAUGCAGAUGAGUCCCCGGCUCAAUCCCCAGGCCCUUGCAAACACGGCGUGGUCGUUCUCUGCGCUGCGCUGGCUGCACGCGCCGCUGAUGAACACAAUCUCGUCCCAGGCGAUCGUAAGCAUCAUGCAGUUCAAGCCGGGAGAGCUGGCCAGCACCUCGUGGUCUUUUGCCAUCCUGCGCAGCGCUGAUGCUGGGCAUCUGUUUGAUGCUAUUGCCUCCAGUGCGGUCGCCACUUUGCCUCAGUUCGGCAGCCAGAACCUGUCGAACACGGCCUGGGCGUUCUCUGCACUGGCUUUCUCGCACCACGAGCCGCUGCUUCGGGCGAUCUCGUUGCAGGCGCGAGUCAAGAUCGCGUCCUUCAAGCCGCAGGAGCUGGCCAGCACGGCCUGGGCCAUCGCCACGCUCUCCUUCGAGGACGCCCCCCUCAUGAGUGCCGUGGCGGCCGCGGCGCUCCCCAAGAUGCCAGGCUUUGGGCCUCAGAGCCUCUCGGGCAUGCUGUGGGCCUGCGCGACGCUGAAGUUCGACGACGGGCCCCUCCUGGCCGCCAGUUCCUCCCAGGCGCGGCGCACCGUGUCGAAGUUCGGCCCGCGGGAGCUCUCGAACAUUCGGGGCAUCGCGUGGUCCAGCGCCACGCUGCGCUGGAGCGACGGCCCCCUGCAGGACGCCCUCGCGGCCCGCGCUCUGGGCGCCGUGGCGGAGUACGGCCCGCAGGAGCUGGCCAACUCCGCGUGGGCCUGCGCCUCCCUCCCGUGGUCCAGCGCGCCGCUCCUCGACGCGUUGGCAGUCGCGUCCGCCGCGCGCAGCGGGGACUUCCGGCCCCAGGAGCUCGCGAGCACGGCCUGGGCCUUCGCGCCGCUGCCCGCCGCGCACGCGCCGCUGUUCGCCGCGGUCGCCGCCGCCACCCCGCGCGCGCUCGGCGGCUUCGAGCCGCGGCACCUGUCGGGGACGGCGUGGGCCUUCGCCGCGCUGCCGCUGCGCGACCGCCCGCUGCUGCGGUCGUUGGCGGCCGCGGCGGGCGCGGCCCUCGGCGAGUUCGGCCUGCAGGCGCUCGCGAACACCGCCUGGGCGCUCGCCACGCUGCAGUGGACGGACCCGUCGCUGCUGGCGCCGAUGGCGGCCGCGGCCAGGGGCCUCCUGCGGAGGCGCUUCCUGGCCUGCGGGGUGGGCCUGCCGUCGCUGCCGCAUUGGGCUCAGGGGAGCUCCACCGCCCGCAGCCUGCAGCGGGCCUUGGAGAAGGUGCUGGGCGAGGAGCCCAUGAGGGAGCCCAGGAAGGACAGGGUGGACAGCUGCCUGCCGAGCUUCGCGACGAUGCGGGCGCCGUUCCUCUUGAAGGUGCUGCUGAUUGCGCUUCUGGUGGCGCUCGUCCUGACUGUGUUCCUGAUGACGUCCUGGUCGCAGCCGCUGUUCCGGCUGCCGUUUCUCGUCGUGAUCAAGCCGCUGUUCGAGCCGCUCGCUUUGCUCCUGCUCACCGGGCGGACCCAUGGGCUGGAGGCCAAGAUCCUUGGUCAGCGAAUGCCGCGCCUGUGA
Molecule: messenger RNA, 1575 nt
Organism: Prorocentrum cordatum
Lineage: Eukaryota; Dinophyceae; Prorocentrales; Prorocentraceae
Source: the annotation of a GenBank genome assembly